Molecule: messenger RNA, 4852 nt
Organism: Cynoglossus semilaevis (tongue sole)
Lineage: Eukaryota; Metazoa; Chordata; Actinopteri; Pleuronectiformes; Cynoglossidae
Gene: marchf8
Product: membrane-associated ring finger (C3HC4) 8
Exons: 8
Coding region: 472-2169 (565 amino acids)
Molecular function (GO): zinc ion binding
Source: RefSeq, a predicted model, not a curated record
CACGCACGCACGCAUACUUGCUCAGACCAAGCUAUGGAAUAAACAGUACGCGGUGGACCGACGGCGGCAGCAGACUCGGUCAGUCAGCGGUGAGUGUCCUCUGCGUUUGUCCAGCGGGGACGACAGGCACAAAGCAGCAGUGCGUCCACUGUCCGUGUCUCUGCACGUCCACGCUGAUGAGUGCAGCCGUGCGCAGCUGUUCAGCUCUGGUCGGUUCUGUUCGGUCCGGUUCUGUUCGCUGUGAGGAGGAGACGGGUGUUCGCUCGGACUGUGCUGCAAUGUGAUAGAGUGAGAAUCGGGUUCUUUCCUGCUGUAUGAGAGCGGACGGUCGACGACGGAGACAGAAGCCUGCUGUGGUUCAGAGCAGGGACAGCGUGGGCGAGGUGUCUCCAUUCAAACCCAUCAUGCCCUUCUCUCUGGCGUUGAUUCAGGAAGUGUGUGUGUGAUCGUCCCCUGGUCCCCUCUGCUGGGAUGAACAUGCCACUGCACCAGAUCUCUGUCAUUCCCCGGGACGUCACCUCUUCACGGGUGUCCGGCAGCGGGAAAGCUAAGGACAAGGACAAGCAGAAUGAGAAGCCUCUGGGCCACUCAGCCAGCAGGUCCAGCAAUAUAUCCAAGGCCGGAAGUCCGACUUCGGUCAACGCUCCGUGCAGCUUCUCAAGGACGUCGGUUUCCCCCUCGAGUCAGGACAUCUGCAGUCACGACCAGGACUGUCAAAAACAGACCACAGUGGUUCUGCUGAAUCCUGGUGCUAAUCCCGCUCAGGGUUCUGGAGGAAUCUCCGUCACCACGCUCUGCACCGAUGAUCUCCAGGCGUCGAAACAGCCUCGACCUCGUGACUGGAUGUCUCUGCUCUGGCCCUCCUCCGUCAACAUCCCACCCCACGGCUCGCUCAGGUUCUCUCUCUCUCUGAACGACAUGGGCCAGCGCAUGGACAGUCUGUGUCGUGGUCUGCACUUUAUAGACCGUACCUGCUCGGAGGGGGAGCUGGAGCCGAAGCCCGAGCCUCCGCAGGUGCCCCACGUGGAUCGAAAGGCGCACACACUGAAUGUCAAACAGCCCGCAGCUCCGUCCUUCCUCCACCCGACUCCCGCCCAGACCACCCGCCCUCACUUACACUUUGUCCCUUCCUUCACCAACAACUGUGGCAGGAGCGUGCCAUCGAAAGAUUUUCCACCCCCUCCUCCUCCUCCUCCUGCUUCUUCCAGCUCCCACCUCCAACCAAAUUGCUCCUCUAACCUCCUGCGCCUCCUGCAGCCCUUUUCCCGCUCCUCCACCUCAGCCAGCCUGCAGUGGUCUGAGCUGGGCAGCCAGGCCUCCAACAGGGCGGAGGUUGUUCUGGGUGAAGAUGACGUGUUUGUAGAGGACUGGUCUCAAAAGUACGCGGGCCGGCCGGCCGUGGACGACACAGUCACGCGGCCCGGGCCACGCCCUCUGCUCGCCCCACUUUGCUUUAUGGACGAGGACGGUGACUUGGACUGUUGCCCGUCCCCUUUGUCAGAGAAAACCGUACCGCUGUCACCUACUUCGUUGUCCGAGUGCUGCAGGAUUUGUCACUGCGAAGGCGACGAUGAGAGUCCCCUGAUCACGCCGUGCCACUGCACGGGGAGCCUGCGCUUCGUCCACCAGGCCUGUCUACAGCAGUGGAUCAAGAGCUCCGACACUCGCUGCUGUGAGCUCUGUAAAUAUGAAUUCAUCAUGGAGACCAAGCUCAAACCACUGCGUAAGUGGGAGAAACUACAGAUGACGGCCAGCGAGAGACGGAAGAUCAUGUGCUCGGUCACCUUCCAUGUCAUCGCCAUCACCUGCGUGGUGUGGUCACUGUACGUUCUCAUUGACAGAACAGCAGACGAGAUCAGACAAGGAAUCCUAGAGUGGCCGUUCUGGACCAAGCUGGUGGUGGUGGCCAUCGGAUUUACAGGCGGACUGGUUUUCAUGUACGUCCAGUGCAAAGUCUACAUACAUCUAUGGAGGAGACUGAAGGCUUACAACAGGGUCAUAUACGUCCAGAACCGACCAGAGACGUGUAAAAAGCUGGCACUGGAGAAGCCGCCUCUCCUGGAGCCCAGUCUGGAAAACAAGGAGGCGCUAGUCCCGACUCAGUCGGACACAAACUCCUCUCAGUACACAGAGACAGAGGACUACGGUAUGGAGGUGCUGCACGUCUGACCGCUCAGUCCAAUGCCAUCGUUGGUCCUACGAGAACCACGUCACAAACAGGUUCAGUGUGACUGAGGUCGGAGCGGACCCUGAACCCAGUGUGGUCCAAGCUCCGGUGUCCGGUCUUCUGUCGUCAAAGUUCCUCCUGCAGAAUCAGACAGAUCUCGACUGUCUUCUUCUAACUCAAAAUUCAUCCUAAGAGACUCCUUUUUUCCGUCUGCUCCUUAAUUUCACGUUCCCCUUCUCCUGCACUGGACGGUUUCCACUGAAGUCUGUAAAUGUCUGAGGAGACCUGGAGCAGAGCAUGAACUCACAGCAGUCUGUGUACCUGUGGAAGAGCAGGACUGAGAAAGAAAGAAAAGAAAAACAGACUGUGAACAGCUCUGAAGGUCUACACCUAAUCUGACGCGUGGUGUUUUUGUUUGUGAGUUUGUAACAUUUGUUUGUUUUUACCUGCCGUGAGUUGAAAACGGCGUGAAUCGGUAAGUAGCGCUGCACACGCACCAGGUCUCUAGAACAUUCCAGCCACUGCCGUCUCUGUCGCUGUGGUCUGUCAACGUCAAGUUGGUCUUAAUGAGGACAUGCAUCAAAGCACUUUCAGUUUUCCAGUCUCUUUGUCUCGCUCCUUUUUUUUUCUCUCUAACGUGAAUGGACUCGUGUGGAGGAGACGGAGCAUAAACAAACCUGGAAAUCUUUGGGUUUUUUUUUCUGAUUUAUUUGAAGUGAUCUUCUUUCAAUGCGUGUAUAUAAAGCCUGUGAUGGAUGACACAAAAGGAAUGGAGUUGAAAAGUGGUAAAAGUCAAUUGUUAACUGAUCCCUGUGGAGUUUAAAACAAAUCACUGGCAGAAACCUGACAGCUAUGAUUAGUGUUAAUGCUCAUUUUCUUUUCUGUGCAGGUCAGGAAUCACUUCCUUCAUAACAGCUCACUUUAGCUCUGAGAAUAGGUCAGACAUGACAGUUAGUUACAUUCUUUUUUUUUUCACAUCAGGAAGAAUUCCAGACUAUUAAAGGAUUAAUCACAAGAUUCCUAUGUGUGUUUCCUCACAUCUGGCCUUAUGAAACAGGUUGUUCCGGCACCUUCUUCUUAACAUUUCUCAGCAGAAGCACAGCUUGAGUGCAGUUCCUGGAGCGGUUUCACUUUUAUAACCAGCUGGGCGUAUUUACAAUUCACAAACACACUUUACUUUGAAAAAAAAAAAGAAAAAAAAAAACCAUAAACGAAUGUGUUUGUCACCUGGCACCGACGCACAGUCAUGCUUAUUGCUCAGUGGUGAGAUUGCCACAGUGCAAUCUGCUGGUUAGGGCUCGCAGGUGCUGUCAGAAUGAGGCUGAGUGCAGCAGAUUUCUGAAGGAUGGUAAACUUUUUUAGCAGCACUUUUAUUUUUGUGUAUUAUUGUUAGUCUUGUUCUUCGCCGACUUUAACUGUCCGUGGUCCACUUCCACACCUGACACUCAAUGAUCAACAUCAGCAGCAAUAAAUGCACCGUUCUUACAUUUUCACAGUGCACUUGUGAAUCUGCCCCACGUUGGCUGAAAACCCCCGAGUAGAACACAACUUUAAUUUAUAUAAUAAUGAUUUAUUAGGAGCCCAGGGAGCAGUUGCCUGUCAAGUUGGAUUAAGACCCAGUAAUGAGACGCUUCCCUGAAAGUUCAAAGCCCCCACGAGGCUCAGUGCAAUUAGACCCAUUCUUUUUUUUGUUUUUGUUAAAGUGCAAUUACCCUUUUCUUGUUAUUCCCUUCUGUGGUUCUGUGCUGGUGUUUAAUGUCCAGGAAGUCUUCUGAGUUUAGUAAAGAAAUUAUUUUCUCUUUUUUUUGUUUUUCUUUUUUGUAUUUUCCUAUUUUGAGAAAUUUCAACAAAACAAGAUUAAAUAUUCAUUAGUCUUAAUGUACAUUUUCCUCCCUGGCAUUGACAGCAGCCAUUUACUUUUCAUCUUUCAUAUUAGGUUUGUAUAAUGUUUACUUCUGCUCUCUCCUGAUGUACUUAAUCUUCUUAAAUGGCUUGUUGAACGCCCACUUUUGCAUAACAAAUUGAAAAAAAAAAAGAAAAAGAUAACUUUGUGAAACAGUGGACGAAGGUGGACGCUAGGUUUUGCUUCUGGUUUGUUACUUCAUGUUCAUAGGAGCUGGCUCCUUUUCCCGAGACAAGUUUUGUCGUAGUUACCGUGAACUUGGAGGCCAUUUUUGUGCAAUUAUCAAGCAGAAAAGUUUCUAUCUGAAAGCUGCUUUUCUUCCAUUCAUUCCUUUCUUGUUUUUUUUCUACACCUCUGAGUCGUCAGGUGGUUUUGUUUUUAUUAUUAUUAUUAUUCUACAACCUCCCAAACGACCGUUGGACUGAGACACCUAGAAACAGGUUCUAGAAAGGUUCCUGCUCAGCGUUUCAUUCCUAUCGUUUCCUGUCUUUCUCUGAGGUCUCGUUCUGUCUGGGAGUUGUAUAACUUGCAUUAAACUGAAUUUGUUUACUACUGAGUGGACAUGAACACAUUUGACUGUUCCCCACCGUCUUAUGGCAUCAUUCCACAAGUUUGUCUGUGAAUUUUACAAUGAAAUAGUAACUGUAAAAAAUAAUUUUUUUGGUAAAAAGUAAAAAUCAGUUUUUAAAAGACAAUGUUGGUGUUUUCAGUUGGAUUUCCCAUGUUUGAACAAAGUAUGUAGAGUUAAAAAGAACAACCAAAUAAAAUGAAGUUGCUUUUGA